This is a messenger RNA of Dibothriocephalus latus, 516 nucleotides long. Lineage: Eukaryota; Metazoa; Platyhelminthes; Cestoda; Diphyllobothriidea; Diphyllobothriidae. The record is from the annotation of a GenBank genome assembly.
AUGAAUAGGCAUAUAAGAACCGUUCCUGUGGCAUAUGUUGACAUUCUCUUGCCGUCUAUUGGCAACGAGCAGAAAACUUCAUGGCAAGUGGACUCCCUAAAGGAGCCAUAUGACUACGAUUCGAUUAUGCACUACGCCCAGUGGAUCUAUCAAAAUGGCAAAAUGACUGAACAGGUAAGGCCUAAGGACCCGAACGCCAAAAUUGGGCAGAGGAAGAAGCUCAGUGAGGGUGAUAUCAAACAGGCAAACAAGCUGUACAGCUGCCCUUCCUGUGGACGAACACUUCUGCAAUCCUCCGAUAAAUUUUCAUCUCCAGAGUUGCCUCUGGGGACUGCAAUCGUCUGCAAGUGGAGGAUUUUAGCAAAACCUAAGGAGCGUAUCGUCUUAAAUUUCAUUCGAUUUCAUGUGCGUCCAACUGGUGGGCAGUCUCUGGUGGACGCUUUCCAAACCUGCACGGACACAUAUGUGGAGGUGCAUGAUGGAUACGAGGGCAACUCAAAAUCACUUGGUGUGUAA